AUGUUAGGAUCAACAUGUACUAAUGGCGGAGGAGGUGGUGGUGGUGGUGGAUCAAGUGUUUUAUCGUGGAAAGAGCAUGUUCUAGAUGAGAUUCCUGUUGCUGCAGAAGAUAUAGGAGAUGCUAUAACGUGUCUUCUUCAUACUAUUUUAUUUACAAGAGCACCUGGACCUGUUCGUCCUAGUGAAGCCUCGUGUCAGGCGUUUCCUAAUAUUACGUACGCUUUGUGUGCAGUCGGAGACGUCAGUCGUAAAGUUGAUAAUGCAGUACGGAGUUUUGAAGAGAUGGUCGUCGUAGGAAAUGGGAGUAAUUACUUGAUGGGAGUUAGUAAUAAUCCGAUGACCCCAUACGGGCAACCGUCACUGACGUCCAUGGGUGCAAGUAACAACGACGUUCGUGGUGCUAAUAGUGGGUACGUCGUCGUCACUUUUUUGGAACGCAAAGUAAAAAAAGCACUUUUUGGACUCAUGUCCAAUGAGGAAAAGACAGUAUUUGAAAAGUGGAUUGUGCCAGUUACAGUGACCUCGUCACCUGCUGCAUCACAAGAAGAAAGAGAAUUGUGUGCAGGAGAGACGGAAGCAGCACUGCAGAAUGCAUUGUUGCAUGUUCUGACGGCAGUGCAAAGCAUUGAGCACAUUCCAGUUGCAAUGUACGACUUUGAGAUCCGGACUUUUAAGAGUUUGGAAGCUGCACAGACUGAUAAUGGCUAUGGAGCAGGAUUGGGAAGUACUAGUGUACGUCUCAUGCCGUAG
Peronospora belbahrii is the source of this 750-nucleotide messenger RNA. The record is from the annotation of a GenBank genome assembly. NCBI's taxonomy places the organism in Eukaryota, Oomycota, Peronosporomycetes, Peronosporales, Peronosporaceae.